AUGCCUGGUUUUUCGCAGGCUACAGAACUCGGUGCCUGGAAGGAGCUCCAGGAGCACCACAACUCCCUCGGACGCAACAUUGUCCUCAAGGAAUACUUUGAGAAGGAUCCUCAGCGCUUCGAGAAGUUCAGCCGUACCUUCGCCAACUCGGUUGACAAUACCGAGAUCCUCUUCGACUUCUCCAAGAACUUCCUCACCGAGGAGACCCUUGCCCUCCUGGUGAAGCUCGCCAGAGAAGCCGGUGUAGAGGAACUCCGCGAUGCCAUGUUCAAGGGCGAGCCCAUCAACUUCACCGAGGACCGUGCGGUUUACCACGUUGCGCUGCGCAAUGUCACCAACCAGCCCAUGCAGGUCAACGGCAAGAGCGUCGUUGAGGAUGUCAACUCCGUGCUUGAGCACAUGAAGGAGUUCUCGGAGCAGGUUAGAAGCGGUGAAUGGAAGGGUUACACAGGCAAGAAAAUCAACACAAUCAUCAACAUCGGUAUCGGUGGUUCUGAUCUCGGCCCUGUCAUGGUGACCGAAGCGCUCAAGCCUUAUGGCGCCGAGGACAUGACCCUUCAUUUCGUCUCCAACAUUGAUGGAACCCACAUUGCCGAAGCUCUCAAGCACUCCGACCCCGAGACCACUCUUUUCCUGAUUGCUUCCAAGACAUUCACCACUGCAGAGACCACCACCAAUGCAAACUCCGCAAAGAAGUGGUUCCUUGAAUCUGCCAAGGAUGAAGCCCACAUUGCUAAGCACUUCGUCGCUCUCUCCACCAACGAGGAGGAGGUGACAAAGUUUGGUAUUGACAAGAAGAAUAUGUUCGGUUUUGCGUCCUGGGUCGGCGGUCGCUACUCCGUGUGGAGCGCCAUUGGGCUCUCUGUUGCCCUCUACAUCGGCUUCGACAACUUCCACCAAUUCCUGGCUGGUGCUCACGCCAUGGAUAAGCACUUCCGCGAGACUCCCCUCGAGCAGAAUAUUCCUAUUCUCGGUGGUCUGCUGAGCGUCUGGUACAGCGACUUCUUCGGCGCCCAGACCCACCUUGUAGCACCUUUCGACCAGUACCUGCAUCGCUUCCCCGCCUACCUGCAGCAACUCUCCAUGGAGAGUAACGGCAAGGCUAUCACUCGCACCGGAGAAUACGUCAAAUACACCACCGGCCCCAUUCUGUUCGGUGAGCCCGCCACCAACGCCCAGCACAGCUUUUUCCAGUUGCUGCACCAGGGUACCAAGCUUAUUCCUUCGGAUUUCAUCAUGGCUGCUGAGUCGCACAACCCUGUCGAGGCGGGCAAGCACCAGCGCAUGCUGGCUUCCAACUUCCUUGCUCAGUCCGAGGCCUUGAUGGUCGGAAAGACUCCCGAGCAGGUCAAGACCGAAGGCGCCCCGGACAACCUGGUGCCUCACAAGACAUUCCUGGGUAACCGCCCAACCACCUCCAUUCUCGCCCAGAAGAUCACUCCCUCCACGCUCGGUGCCCUGAUUGCUUAUUAUGAGCACCUCACCUUCACCGAGGGUGCCGUGUGGAACAUCAACUCCUUCGACCAGUGGGGUGUCGAAUUGGGCAAGGUCCUUGCCAAGAAGAUCCAGAAGGAGCUGGAGACACCCGGAGCAGGUGGUGACCACGACGCUUCCACCAGCGGCUUGCUGCUGGCCUUCAAGAAGAAGGCCAACCUGGCUUAA
Molecule: messenger RNA, 1662 nt
Organism: Aspergillus udagawae
Lineage: Eukaryota; Fungi; Ascomycota; Eurotiomycetes; Eurotiales; Aspergillaceae
Product: glucose-6-phosphate isomerase
Exons: 2
Coding region: 1-1662 (553 amino acids)
Biological process (GO): glycolytic process; glucose 6-phosphate metabolic process; gluconeogenesis
Cellular component (GO): cytosol
Molecular function (GO): monosaccharide binding; glucose-6-phosphate isomerase activity; carbohydrate derivative binding
Source: RefSeq, a predicted model, not a curated record